CCUUGCUCUCCCUCACUACAUGCAAGUGCUGUGCACUACCUUAGUGUUUUAUCCUGACUCAGGGCAAGAUUUGACUCUUCUCUCUCACAGGAUCAGAGGCUGCAGCAAUGGAACUGGUGUCAGCAUCUGUUGGCAAGUUUACAGUUGAUCUUUUCAACAAGCUGAAUGAGACCAACAAGGGCAAAAACAUUUUCUUUUCCCCUUGGAGUAUAUCAUCUGCUCUGGCUCUGACAUACCUGGGUGCAAACAGCAAUACAGCAACAGAGAUGGCAGAGGUUCUUCACUUCACUCAAGCAGCAGGGAAUGAAGGCUCUUUUUCUGGGACCAGACAAUCUCGGGGACAACCAAAGAGAAGGAAAAUGGACCCAGAGCACAAGCAAGCUGAAGACACCCAUUCUGGCUUCAAAAUGCUCCUUACUGCCAUUAACAAACCCAGAAGCACCUACUCACUGAGAAGUGCCAACCGCAUCUAUGUGGAAAAAAAUUUCCCAUUACUGCCUAGAUACAUACAGCUCAGUAAGAACUACUACAAAGCAGAGCCACAGAAAGUUAACUUUAAGACAGCACCAGAACAAUCCAGAAAGGAAAUCAACGCUUGGGUUCAAAAACAAACCAAGGGCAAAAUCCAGAAUUUGCUGAGUUCACAAGAUGUGGCAAAAUACACCCAGCUGAUCCUGGUAAAUGCCAUUUACUUCAAGGCAGAAUGGCAAACAAAAUUUCAGGCAGGAAAAACAGAUCUGCAACCCUUCCGACUGAGCAAGAACAAGACCAAGCCUGUGAAGAUGAUGUAUAUGAGAGAUACGUUUUCAGUUCUCAUCAUGGAAACAAUGAAUUUCAAAAUUAUUGAGUUGCCGUAUGUGAAACAUGAACUCAGUAUGUUCAUCCUCCUUCCUGAUGACAUCAAAGACAGCACUACAGGUCUCGAACAGCUGGAAAGAGAACUGACGUAUGAGAAGCUGUCUGAAUGGACUGAUUCCAAGAAGAUGACUCAAACUCUUGUGGAUCUGUAUCUACCUAAGUUCAAAAUGGAGGAGAGAUAUGACCUCAGCGAUAAUCUGAACAGCAUGGGGAUGCACAGUGCCUUCAGCAGCAAUGCUGAUUUCAGUGCAAUGGUUGAGAAGGGCAAUGUGCAGAUCUCCAAGGUUUUUCACAAGUCCUUUGUUGCAGUUGAUGAGGAAGGCACCGAGGCAGCUGCUUCUACUGCUGUAAUUAUUGCACUAACAAGUCCACCUGGGAGCCGGGCUCUGAAAUUUAAGGUUGAUCACCCUUUUCACUUCUUCAUCAGACACAACAAAUCCAAGACCAUCCUCUUUUUUGGCAGAUUCUGCUCUCCCCUAGAAUGAGUUUUUACUUUCCCCCAGACAACACUCAAGGUUCACUGUUUGAUGAAAAACAGUGAACUGCAGAGUUAAAAGCUCCUCCUUAAAGCCAUGUAGCCAUAUGUACUGAAAGUGUACAUCAUUUUUCUUCCUCCUCCAAGUAAGGCAGCAAACAGAGACCAUUUUCAAAGAUCAUUCCUCUACUACUCUUUUCCAUUGCCUUCAUGAGAUAAUCCUCCAUGGAAAACAGAAUACAGAGUUUUGCUGGCUUUGCUGUUCAAGAGUAAGGUGGAGCUGCAAAACCUUGCUGCACAUAGGCCAUCAUCUAGCCCCAUGCUGAAUGCUGAUUUUAAGAGAAAUGCAGUUCACUCCCUUGCAUCUCCCAGAGAGGGAAAAAAAUCUCUGAAAGAAAAAAAUAAAAAACUUUUAGAAAUCUAUAUGCUCUGUUUUCCUCACUGGGAAAUCUGCAUUUAUGUUACAAUGCAGUUUCUUUAUGUUCAUUUAAAAUUUGAAGAAUGUUUAACAAAAUUUAAUACAAACCUAGAAAAAUCUCAAAAGGUCCAUCACCUUCCCCUGUCUUUAUACACAUGCUUUACAUCAAUUCUCUUCUGCCCUUGUAGCUUCAUGAAACAAAGAGGAAUGAAGGGAAAAUGGUCCAUCCCUUAACAUUUAAUUGCUGACUUCUAAUCACUUUGCAUUUUUUUUUCCUCAUUUCUCUAAACUUUGUGGGUUAUGGUUGCUGAGAGUUCAAACCAGGAAAAAUGUCAAGAAAACUAUGAGCAACAUGCUUCUUGCUGCAUUUUAUUGAUAUGCAACGUGAAACUUCUAGAAUUCAAAUCUGCUUCCUCUUUUUAUUUUAACAUUAUACCUGUUUCCUGGCUAACAUCUGCAUGGUUUCCUUGCUACCUGUAUCAUUGGUCAGUGUAUGAUUUACAUAAUGAUUCAUGGUGGAUUACAUAACUUCUAAGUGCAUCUCAGCAAAGAUACGGUAGUGACAGAAACACCAGUAACUUCAUAAUUUUACCAUGAUAUGGCUUUUA
Messenger RNA from Calypte anna (Anna's hummingbird), 2359 nucleotides. Its product is annotated as heterochromatin-associated protein MENT. The record is from RefSeq and is a predicted model, not a curated record. NCBI's taxonomy places the organism in Eukaryota, Metazoa, Chordata, Aves, Apodiformes, Trochilidae. Gene Ontology annotation, biological process: negative regulation of endopeptidase activity. Bases 108 to 1343 code for a protein of 411 amino acids. Gene Ontology annotation, molecular function: serine-type endopeptidase inhibitor activity. The transcript has 9 exons.